AUGCUCGGCCGGCUCUUGCACUUGGGCUCUGGCGGCCCUUCAGCCACGCCUACCCAGGCCACCACAAAGACUUCGAGGCCUGUAUCCUCGCUUGAAUCCGUUCAAGAGGACAUUUUUACUAGAAACCUGCUUUUCCCAGACGCUCAUGCCUUGUAUCAACAUCGCAAUGAUCAAGUGUUCCCUCUAUCAACUACUCCUACCACCCCCGCCACCUCUACGGCAAAUGCUUUCGACUAUAGUGGUGAUGUCGACUUGGACGUGCGCGAUGUUCGCGUUAUCAUAAUGCAGGAUGCCCUGGGUCCUUCCAAUGCUUCCCUACUCUUUGACAGCCACCCUGCUCCACCAUUAUCACCCACGGAGCGCGCGCCACCCUCUCCGGAGCUUCGUCGAUCAUCAGUCUCGCAGCAGCGCAAAAGCAGCCUUGGCGGUAUAUCACGUCCCCUCGUUAUUCAACCUGAAGGUUCCCAACCUUCCCCUAGACAAGGCGCUUUUGAUCGCCGAGCCUCACUACAGGGGCGCAGGGACAGCCAAGUCGAAUCAGAUGGACAGAAGGCAUCACGUGAGUAUCGUGAGGAACUUGCGACGUUCUCCGGCUGCAUCUUUGGAAACUCCGAGCUGUCGUCCUACAAGGGAACAUCGACCAAAGUCCAUGUCGUACCAAGCGAGUCACGCCCCGCCGACCCAUCCAACAGCAUCGUUGGUGAUGGUAGAAGCUCCAUUGGACGUUCCAGUGCUCGUUCUAGUCGCCUGUCUCAAUCUUUCUCCUCACAAGCCUUCUCCCCAACAAACACCACAGCUCCUACCCAUACUGCUCCUCACCGCCCGACUGAGAAGAAGAAGGUUUUGAUAACUCGCUUAUUUCCCGUCAAUCUCCAUAUUGAUGACCCAGAAUCAAGCGUUUCACCUUCGAAUAACUGGUCAGACGAGAGUGCCGGCUUCCCAUUCCCCACGACAAGCGACGAGUCUGUGCCCAAAAAGAAGAAGCCCCAGGUCAAGCAACGGCGAACCCCUAUGUACGCUGUGGUCCUAGUUGUCCAAUUGCCUGCCACAAACACCACUUCAAACCGCAUGUCUACCGCCCAAUCCAAAUCUGCACAACGUGAAUCAAGUUCCUACAAUGACCAAGAGAACUUCUUCCCAUCGUCCUUCAGUUCAGCUCGACCUUCAGGAUGGACUAUGGUUGGAUCUGGAAAUGGAGACGGGAUAGACUCAACCUACACAGCUGAUAUGGAGGAUAGAAUUGAUUCGCUUACUCGGCACUGGGAUAUUAUCAUGAGAACACUAACCCAUCUUCAGUCUGUGGUUGCCACAUCCCUCGCAGCAAUGCUCCGGCAAGUUGAUCUGACUUCUCCUGGACCUACCCCUGGACCAGUUCCGUCCUCAACGACAUCCACCAAAACUGGGCGAGCUCCAUCGUUCACUGAGCAGAGACGAAAUGAAAUGCCUCGAAUCAAGCCCCAAAAGGGCACCACUAAGCUCGUUUAUCUCUGGCCCAACUGCCUCUCAGAGGAUACAAAUAUUGCCGGAGAAGUCGACGCGUCUCGACACAGAAUUGUCAUGGGAUUGAGCGCAGCGAGAGUCGUGACUGGCCAAGGACGUUGGGGAAUUUGGCGUGAUGAGGCGCGCUGGACUUCUAAAUGGGUUUCUGGAACGGACCAGCAGAAUCAGUUCUUUUACAACCUUCUCACCGGGUUUCUCUCAACACACACAGACUGGCUACAGGCUCUCUGCCCUCCUUCCUACCGCAGAAGGCUCUAUCUUCAGCAAAAGAACCGAAACGAAGAAGACUUGUCGCUACCGGCGCGAACAAUCAUUGUUUCUGAUGACAAAAUGGUUGCUCGACGCCUCAUUUUCCUCUUAUCUGCUUUCCUACCUGCCAACUCGCAGUUUCCCAUGCCCCGUGCCCAUCGGCCCAGCACUUCGACUUCACUCGGGGCAUAUUCUAACUCACCCCCCACAUUUGUUAUCCCUGUUCUACGGGAAGAGUCCCUCCGUCGCAAGAUUAAUCGUCGCACAGGGCUCCGUCGAGCUUCUCACUCGAGAACGACCAGUCAGAGUGCGAGAGCCUCGACUGUUCCUGUACAGCUGGCCCAUUUAACCAUGGAUCGGAACCAUGAAAGGCGUGUUUCAGAUGCAGCCUCAAUUCGGCCCCCAAACUUUGCAAUGUUUGGAAACGAUAUUGUCAGCAGGAAGAGCAGUGCAGCAACAACCACGACCAUUAUGCCCGAGACAACCAUCCCGCAUUUCUCGACGGCCCAACGAGUGGAGUCGCAGAGACGACCUCGCCCUAGCAGCAGCGGAAGCGUCGCUACCGACGACCUGAAGCGCUCUCUGAAGCGAGGCGAAAGCACAGGCGCGAUGAGCACUACCAGCACCGAUUCUAGGAGUCAAAGUUCGCGCUGGGGAAGCGUCAUUAGUGGCUUGUGGAGUACUCGACGCCGCGAUUCGACCACAUACAGCACGUAUAGUGGAUAUGAUCCUAAGUCUCCUGUAAAGGCCUCGUUCCACAGGACCGACAAGCUAUCUCAGAUGGUAGAAGAGGCAACUCUCGUGGAUGAUGUAGACGUUCCCCCGACAUCGACGCGACCUGCUACCGAUACUUUACGAGGAACCGGCACCCCAAGAGAAUGCAAAGGCCACAGCCGGGAGCCCUCGAUCCGCCCGGAUAGGACACCUGAUCCUACCGGUGCUUUUGAGUCGCCUGUCAAGACGUCCAUCAACGCUGAUGAUGGCGUUAUUGAUGUAGACAUUUCCUUUCCUGAUUACAUGACAACCUUUGAGUCUGCCAUCAGCUCGCCCUCAAGCAGCGGCUACUUAUCCACCCCUGGCCAGAACGGACUUGAAUCAUUUGAACAAGCAUCACGCUUGUGCAUUGAUGGCGACCUUCCUCUAAAUGCCGCUGGCUGGCUCAACCGUUACCAUCCCGAUUUUGCUCUCCAGGCUAUCCCCCCUCAGGAGGACCUUAUUGAGCAGAUCAAAGCAUCUCUCCAAGCCGAGCCCACCCCACCUCCUGCAUACCCAAUCUUGGGCGAUCUCAACGAGCGUUGGGUAGAUAUUAGCAGCGUCAUGAUUGCUGAUACUACCAACAACUCAAUCACUCGGCUUCGAUACCGUCGAUUGGUCAAGCCACGGGCGCCUGCUGACCAUCGACCGCUCACUGGCCCACCUGGUCUUUCGACCUCUUAUGGCGGACUUCUGACCCCCUCAAUCCUUCCCUAUGAGACACAGCUGGAGGAGGAAUGGAUUGAAGAGCCUGUCUUGUGUCCCGACGAGACCUUGACUGAUGCCGUUGAAAGAGUCAUUAGCUUGAGCCAGGACACCAGCAAGGAUCACUCGCUGGCCUCUUCUCAAACCCAUAGUGACACUCGUAUGAGCACAGAGGUUGAGGAGCCCCUUUCUAUCACAGCUCCCGCCACACCAGCUCUGGCUCCAGCACCCCUUGAGAUCCCCCGUGUCCAGUGCAAGACAGUUGUCCUUUCUGCACUCGAAGAUAGUAUUCGCGAAGUCAUUGACAUUCGCGAAAAGCGACACUUGGAGACAAACCACCUUAGAAAUGGCCGAUCACGAAGCCCACUUCAUGAUGCCAUUAGCAUGUGGCUGGACAAUCUCGAUAUUACCGAUGGAUGA
Molecule: messenger RNA, 3627 nt
Organism: Fusarium pseudograminearum CS3096
Lineage: Eukaryota; Fungi; Ascomycota; Sordariomycetes; Hypocreales; Nectriaceae
Exons: 1
Coding region: 1-3627 (1208 amino acids)
Cellular component (GO): cytoplasm
Molecular function (GO): ATPase inhibitor activity; protein-folding chaperone binding
Source: RefSeq, a predicted model, not a curated record